AGUGCGAAAAUUGCAUGACGCAAUAAGAGUAAAUGGUUAAUCACUUUGAAGCACUCUCACUUGCUGGCAAGCAGUAUGAUAAGCGUGUUUAUAAAAGGCAACGCAAACGUUGGCGGCUUUUCAAUUGUAUUUCAGACAUAUCGCCAAGCACAUAUGGAAUUUUUUAAGCAAAUAUAAUAUAUUAAAUUAAAGAAAUUCUGCAAUAGUUUGUAUGAAAGCAAAGUUAAUUAAAAAUAAAAGAUUUGUUAAGUAUAAUGUGUGGCAUAUUUGCGAUAUUUUCAAGAGAUGGCCAACCCUUGGCGCCAAAAGUUUACCACGGCAGCAUGCAUACUGCGCGCGAAAUAGCCUACCGACAAAGUGGCAAGCAACGACACCGCGGUCCGGAUGACACAGGUGUCAAGGUGCUUCCCGAGGACGGCGUAGUAUUGAUACAUGAACGUCUAGCGGUUAUAUGCGUACACACUGGUCAUCAACCAUUAGUUUCGGAAAGCGGCAAUACACUGGUGGUGGCGAAUGGUGAAAUUUACAACUACCUUGAACAAUCAGCGGAAAUAGCAAAGAAGCGUGGACAUUACAAGCCCAAAAGUGAUUGCAAUGUGAUUGGUGAAUUGUAUGAGAUCUACGGCGAGCAUCUGUUGGAGUACAUCACUGGUAUGUUUGCUUUUGUGCUCUACGAUAAACGCACGAAAAAUAUACUCAUCGCGCGUGAUCCUUUCGGCAUAAUACCGUUGUAUAUUGGUGAGGAUGUGGAUGGUAAUAUAUGGGUUGCUUCAGAGAUGAAAUGCCUUGUAGAGUUUUGCCCGAAACUGGAACUGUUUACACCAGGUGAACUGCGUGUAGGCCCAGCAAAUAACCUCCAGCGUAAGAAAUAUUUCAAGGAGUCAUGGAUCGAACAUAUACCCACACAAGAGGUGGACUUGUCAAUACUGCGCUCUAAAUUCGAGUCGGCUGUGCGCUCACAUUUGCAGUGCGAUGUGCCGUUUGGGGCGCUGCUUUCAGGCGGGGUCGAUUCCAGCCUAGUAGCUUCGAUUGCAACAAAACUACGCCGUGAAAGUGAUCCAAACUAUCGGUUAAAAACUUUUUCGGUAGGUCUGUGCAAUGCGCCUGAUUUUAAGGCGGCGAAGUUGGUUGCUGACUAUAUUGGCAGUGAUCAUACUGAAAUAGUUUUCGAAAUAGAAGAUGCUUUAGACGGCAUACGUGAUAUCAUCUACCACUUGGAGACAUAUGAUGUGACAACCGUGCGCUGUAGUUUACCAAUGCUGAUACUGGCGCGUUAUAUCAAAAGUACUGGCAUUAAAAUGAUACUAUCUGGAGAAGGGGCUGACGAAAUAUUCGGCGGAUAUUUAUAUUUCUUUAAGGCGCCAAAUACUGAAGAAUUCCACAAAGAGCUGGUGAAGCGUGUCGAACAAAUCAACGUGUCCGACUGCCUGCGUGCCAAUAAAGUGACGAUGGCCAAAGGCUUGGAACUGCGUGUGCCCUUCCUCGACACAUCCUUUGUAAACUAUGUGAUGUCAAUACGCCCGGAUAAUAAAAUACCAGGCGAUCUCAACUGUUUGGGUAAUCAGACAAAGUAUCGCAUUGAGAAACAUAUUCUACGUGCUACGUUCGCCAACAAUUACCUGCCGAACGAAGUGCUGUGGCGACAAAAGGAGCAAUUUUCCGACGGUGUGGGCUAUGAAUGGAUUGACAGCAUACGCCGUGUGGCGACCUCACACAUUACUGAUGAGCAAUUCGCGACAGCCGCCGAACGUUUCCCCAUUAACACACCGACCACGAAAGAAGCUUUCUAUUACCGUACAAUUUUCGAGGAGCAAUUCCCUGGCGAAGCAGCAGCGCAAACCGUGAAGCGUUGGGUGCCACGUUUGGAUUGGGGUUGCCCCGAAGAUCCAUCUGGGCGCGCACAAGCUGUUCACCAAGUACACCACUGAGGUGCAGGAGCAAAGAGUGAAGACUGAACGCUAACAAGCGUUAUCUACAGACGUCGUGGCGGCUGCAAUUCCUAUUGUUUUGUUUUUACAAUAUUUUGUUUUUACUUGCAGUACAAUAGAAGUAAUUUUAAAUAUAUGCAUAUAUAAUAUACAUACAUACAUACAUACAUACAUAUGUUUGGUGUGCAUAUUACCGUCGUGAAUAUGCCGCUUUUAUAAAUAUUGUAAACUUGCAGACACCCGGCUUUUUUGUAUAUAAAUUUAGUAUUGAUUAUAGUUUUGCCUAUAAAUAAAUUGCUAUAAAUUCA
Molecule: messenger RNA, 2236 nt
Organism: Anastrepha obliqua
Lineage: Eukaryota; Metazoa; Arthropoda; Insecta; Diptera; Tephritidae
Product: probable asparagine synthetase [glutamine-hydrolyzing]
Exons: 1
Coding region: 255-1928 (557 amino acids)
Cellular component (GO): cytosol
Molecular function (GO): asparagine synthase (glutamine-hydrolyzing) activity
Source: RefSeq, a predicted model, not a curated record